CCCACGCCGCUUUACAGGGAGCCCUCUCGGGGAAGCGGCGCGCGGCAAGUCCCGGCCGGGGGAGGGGAGAACGAGGGGAAAUGAUUUGGAGCGUGGCGAACUCCCCCCACGCCCGGCCCGGCUGCACCUGAGGCGCCGCCGCGAAGGAGGGCAAGAACUGAAGUCUCUCGCGAUCACAUGGAUGCCUCGGCCGCCAUUGGCUGCAGCCUGGCCGCCAGCUGCGCUCCUCUCCUCUCCGCUCAGAGAGCCCAGAGGGAGAGCGCAACGCGGCGGCAUCGUCUUCCUCUCAGGCCACAAAGGAAGGCGCGUUUGAUGCGGUGCCUGAGGCCGCCUGCCUGCCCUGCCUUGCCCGCCUCCCAGCAGUCACGCGCCGCGGCACCUGCAUGGCUUCGCUGCCAGAGUGAAGCAGCACACGCAACCUGCCGCCUCCUCCUCCGCGAGCUGAGGAAGUGCUCCCAUAUGUCUGCAGGGCUGGCCAACAUGACUGAGUGACUGCUGAGGCUCGCCUCCUUUGUGGCGUCCCCCCCCCCCCCCGCUCCUUUCCCAUCCCCCUUAUCCUCGGACCCUGCCGUAGUCGCAGCCGCAGCCAAGCACGAGGAAGAGGAGUGCGGCUUGAUCAGGAAUGUUUACCCUUGCAGAAGUUGCAUCUCUUAAUGACAUUCAACCAACUUAUCGUAUCCUGAAACCAUGGUGGGACGUAUUUAUGGAUUAUCUAGCAGUUGUUAUGCUAAUGGUAGCUAUUUUUGCUGGAACCAUGCAGCUGACCAAAGAUCAGGUGGUCUGUUUGCCCGUCUUGCAGUCCGCUGUAAAGCCCAGCUCUCCGGGAAGUGCCAAAGUUACAACUAUUGUACCAGACUCUGAAACAACUGCUGUUCAAGACAAAGAAAUGCCGCCGACCAUUUCCUUUGAAAGGGCAUCUGCUGUUACACCUGACAUACCUCUGAGCAGGGCUAGCAAUUCACCUCUGCACUCCACUGUCGCACGUCAAGAACUGAAGGAGGAGGAAAAAGAUCCUCUGGGCCGAAAAACAAACUUGGAUUAUCAGCAAUAUGUUUUCAUUAACCAGAUGUGUUAUCACUUGGCUCUUCCUUGGUAUUCAAAGUACUUUCCUUACUUAGCUCUUAUACAUACUAUUAUUUUAAUGGUCAGCAGCAAUUUUUGGUUUAAAUAUCCCAAAACUUGCUCAAAGAUUGAACACUUUGUUUCUAUCUUAGGGAAGUGCUUUGAAUCUCCUUGGACUACAAAAGCAUUGUCUGAAACAGCAUGUGAGGAUUCUGAGGAGAACAAACAGAGACUGACUGGGGCCCAGUCUCUGCCAAAGCAUGUCUCAACCAGUAGUGAUGAAGGAAGCCCAAGUGCAAGUACCCCCAUGAUAAGCAAGUCCGGUUUCAAGUUUUCAGCAGAAAAACCGGUUGUUGAGGUCCCCAGCAUGACCAUUUUGGACAAAAAAGAUGGAGAGCAAGCCAAAGCCUUGUUUGAAAAAGUAAGGAAAUUCCGGGCUCACGUAGAGGACAGUGAUCUGAUUUAUAAACUCUAUGUCGUUCAGACUGUCAUCAAAACUGUGAAAUUCAUAUUUAUUCUCUGCUAUACAGCAAACUUUGUCAAUGAAAUUAGUUUUGAGCACAACUGCAUGCCCAAAGUGGAGCAUCUGACUGGCUACCAAAAGUUUGAAUGCACACACAACAUGGCAUAUAUGCUAAAGAAGCUGCUCAUCAGUUACAUUUCUCUCAUUUGUGUCUAUGGUUUUGUCUGUCUGUACACGCUCUUCUGGUUGUUUCGGUUACCGCUGAAGGAAUACUCUUUUGAAAAAGUUAGAGAGGAGAGCAGCUUCAGUGAUAUUCCAGAUGUUAAGAAUGAUUUUGCGUUUCUCUUGCACAUGGUUGACCAGUACGAUCAGCUGUACUCCAAGCGGUUUGGCGUCUUCUUGUCAGAGGUGAGUGAGAAUAAACUGCGGGAAAUAAGCUUGAACCAUGAGUGGACUUUUGAAAAGCUGCGGCAGCACGUUUCCCGCAAUGCCCAGGAUAAGCAAGAACUGCACCUGUUCAUGCUGUCUGGGGUCCCAGAUGCGGUGUUUGAUCUGACGGACCUCGAUGUGUUGAAACUUGAGCUGAUCCCAGAAGCAAAAAUCCCAGCUAAAAUCUCCCAGAUGACUAACCUUCAAGAGCUUCACCUCUACCACUGCCCUGCAAAGGUGGAACAAACGGCCUUCAGCUUUCUCCGUGACCACUUGAGGUGCCUGCAUGUGAAGUUCACUGACGUUGCAGAAAUCCCAGCCUGGGUGUACUUGCUCAAAAAUCUUCGGGAGUUGUACCUGAUAGGCAACUUGAACGCUGAAAAUAAUAAAAUGAUAGGACUUGAAUCUCUUCGAGAAUUAAGGCACCUUAAAGUUCUCUACGUGAAAAGCAAUUUGACCAAAAUUCCCUCUAACAUCACGGAUGUGGCACCGCAUCUAACCAAGCUUGUCAUUCAUAACGAUGGCAACAAGAUCUUUGUACUGAAUAGCCUUAAGAAAAUGAUGAAUGUAGCAGAGCUAGAAUUGCAGAACUGUGAUCUGGAGAGAAUUCCACAUGCCAUUUUCAGUCUCACUAACCUACAGGAAGUGGAUUUGAAGUCAAAUAGCAUACGCACAAUUGAAGAAGUCAUUAGCUUCCAACAUUUAAAAAGACUGACGUGUCUGAAGCUGUGGCAUAAUAAAAUAGUCUGCAUUCCUCCUUCUAUUAGCUACGUGAAAAACCUGGAGUCACUUUACCUCUCCAACAAUAAACUCGACUCCUUACCAGCGGCAGUGUUCAGUUUACAGAAACUCAGAUGCUUAGAUGUAAGCUACAACUCCAUUGCGGUGAUUCCUGUGGAUAUAGGUUUGCUCCAGAACCUGCAGCAUUUGCAUGUCACUGGAAACAAGGUGGAUAUUUUGCCAAAACAGUUGUUUAAAUGCGCUAAAUUGAGGACUUUGUGUCUGGGACAAAACUGCAUCACUUCAAUCCCAGAAAAAAUUGGUCAGCUGUUGCAGCUAACUCACCUGGAGCUGAAGGGGAACUGUGUGGACCGUCUCCCUGCAACCCUGGGCCAGUGUCGGCUUCUCAGGAAAAGCGGACUCAUUGUGGAAGAUCACCUCUUUGACACGUUGCCUUCAGAAGUCAAAGAAGCAUUAAACCAAGAUACAAGCAUUCCCUUUGCUAAUGGGAUUUAAACAGAAGUCGAAUUCCAAGUGAUUAAUGUAGACCAUACUAAAGUACGAGUUGUUAUAAAUCCUGUGUUAAGAAUCUGGAACUCUUUUUGUAAGAAAGGACUGUUAGAAGGGUGGUAGAAGCAGUUUGGUGUUUGUAGUAUUUUAAAACAUCAUUUCUGAAAUUUUUGGAGGGGGGAGAGGAAAAGGCGGGGGGGGGGGUGAGAACCCCUUCAGUGAAUCUUGAUUCUCAUUUCUUUUGAGAUGUUUGUAACUUGGAUGCUGCCGCUUUUGAAUGUUUACAAAUUGCUCGCCUGCUUAAUGUACAUGAUUAAACUGGUGACCUUUUCUUACUAUAAAGAACGUUAAUGGCUCAGUUCA
Messenger RNA from Hemicordylus capensis (graceful crag lizard), 3547 nucleotides. It is a transcript of the gene LRRC8D, whose product is annotated as leucine rich repeat containing 8 VRAC subunit D. The record is from RefSeq and is a predicted model, not a curated record. The transcript is spliced from 3 exons. Gene Ontology annotation, molecular function: protein binding. The coding region runs from base 623 to 3190 and encodes 855 amino acids. NCBI's taxonomy places the organism in Eukaryota, Metazoa, Chordata, Lepidosauria, Squamata, Cordylidae.